Lucilia sericata (common green bottle fly) is the source of this 3873-nucleotide messenger RNA. Its product is annotated as UV radiation resistance-associated gene protein-like. The coding region runs from base 157 to 3795 and encodes 1212 amino acids. NCBI's taxonomy places the organism in Eukaryota, Metazoa, Arthropoda, Insecta, Diptera, Calliphoridae. The transcript has 9 exons. Gene Ontology annotation, molecular function: oxidoreductase activity. The record is from RefSeq and is a predicted model, not a curated record. Gene Ontology annotation, cellular component: mitochondrion.
GAAAAACAUAAAUGAAAAAUUUUGUGAAAAAUUGUAUUAUUUAGCAGAAAAUAGUAAAAGUGUUAAAUAAAUAGGAUAUUUAAGCAAAAUUAUGUUUAAUUCAGCUAUUAAACAUUUAAAUUUUGUAAAAAGUAUUUGUUAAAAAUCAACAACAACAUGAAUAUAAGACCCAGAUGUCGUGAAUGGCUGCCUUUAAGUACGCAGCAAUUGAGAUUAAGGAACCUUCAAGCAAUACAAGGCGUUAAUAUUGAAAUCAAAACGACGACAAAAGCCAACAGUUCCAACGCAUCCACACAGACGUUGUUGUAUUAUACACUACAUGAUCAUCCAGAAAAUGAGCCAUUCUAUCAGAGUGAGAAGGUGGCCUUAAGAAAGCAUUUACAUGUGAAAUGGGCGGAGAUACAAUGUCCAGAGAUACUAAAGUCCAAUGCUAAUUGUGUUUGUAUUAAAAUAUGGGCCUGCAUUAAGAAGACUGACUAUGUAGAUAACAUAAAAAAUGACGAGGAGCCCUUAGAAUCGAGGCCAGAACAACAGCAGCAACAAGCAGAGGAAGAGAAAACUACUUUGCUAAGAACAAAGAAAAUUAAGGAACCCAUGAGUGCCUUAACGCGGGAAUUUGUUAAAUUCCAAAAGUUGCCCCGACCCUCAGACGCUUUACUCUUCAGCUGGGCUAUUUACUUUUCCGGUCUAAUUCCCCUGUCUCAAAAUACCGAAGUCAAGUGUUGUGAAAAUUCUUUGAUUUUUCAAAUGAAUGAUGAGUACUUUGCUUCGCCGGAAUUGUUCAAUACGGAAUGUUUACGUCAACAAUUGGCCUUAAACUAUGAACGUUACUCGGCCAGUGUGCCAAAGUGUAGCAUACCCACACCGGAUGAAUUUACUAUAAAUUCACCACAAGUUUCGCGUAGCUCUAGUCCAGUUGCUGUUGACUGGCAAAAGGAUUUGCUGCGCAUGUCCAAGACUCGUUACGUCCAGUUGAACUGUGUACGUUCGGAGGUCAGGACCAGUUACGAUUUAAUGAAAUUGUUAAGAUUGCAACAAUUGCAAAGACAACGUCUGCAAACACAGCGCGAAAGUGUGGAGAUGACGGCCGACAUUAAACGUUUAAGUUUAAGAUGUAUAACCAAAGAACAACUAUUGAGAAAACCACGUACGACUUCGAUAAAUUCAUCCUCGUCAUCGUCUGCCUCAACUGCCUCUCAGUAUCAUUCCAUGGGCCGGACGCUAAGUCUUCUGCUGGCCGAACAGCAGCACAUAGAUCCUCAUCAAUUGCUAAGAGCGCAACAGCUGCAACUCCAAGUGGAGUCACUGAAAAGUAAACAGAGACUUUUGCUAAGUGCUCAGGAAACCUUUUCAAAACGUAUUACCCAAUUAAGGCAGCAAUUAAAUGCUGCCACUACGUCGCGUCAGCAAUUGCAAACUUGGUUAACAGCAAGACGUCGUAAACUACACGAGGAUAAGUUGGAAUUGGAAAAUUCUUUAGUUCAGCAAUUGGAACGUCGUCAUCGUCGGCGUUCAGUUACACAACAUGUAGAACGGGUAAUGUCCUCUUUGUGUUUAGAGCUACGGGACAUUUAUCCUAUAGCUCGUAAUCGUUUUGGUCUCUAUACAAUCUGUGGUGUACCCUUUCCUACAAUGGAUGGCUAUGUUUCGGAUUCACUCAAUGCUCAAAGUGUACAUAUAUCAGAGAAUAUAACACCAAUGGCUUUGAGUGCAUCCUUAGGGUAUGUGGCCCAUUUAGUUGAAAUGAUUUCUGUUGUUCUCAACAGACCUUUAAGAAAUCCCAUUAUACAUGAAGGUUCACGUACUCGUAUUAUGGAUGUUAUCAAAGAUAUACCUUCGUAUACAUCAAGAGAAUUUCCUCUCUACAGUCGAUCCUCCAUACCCACGAAACCAGUCAAAUAUGCAGUAAAUUUAUUAAAUCAAAAUAUUUCUCAAUUGUGUUUCGAUAUCUGUGGUAUACGCUGUGAUAUGCGUGCUACCAUUGAUAAUUUACUAAAUAUAUUUGCCACCUUUGUGCAAAUCGAGCAAAAUAAACGUGAAAUACAUUCACGUACACGAACUUUAGCUGCAAAACGUUUAACUAUAGCUGAAAUUAAUAAUUCCAAUGAGGUUGAUGGUUCCCAUCGGCUGCAACAUCUAAAUAAUCAUAAUUAUCAGGAGCAAAAUGACAAUUUGCUCAGUCAUCAAAUUACAUCAAACAAUGGCGAACAAGAUUAUUCGCUAUCGAAGUCACAUUCAUCUGUCGACAUGAAUCAUAUGAUGCCCCCGACCACACUGAUGCAUCACCAUCAUCAUCAUAAUGUGCCUGUAUUUUCAUUAACUGCUGAUAAGCUGUUACAUGCAUCACGUAUAAGUUCACAGCCCAUCGAUAUACAAGAUCGAUCGUCAGUACUUAUAACAAAUCAACAACGAAAUUGUCGUUCUGUUGGCUCUUAUACAGAUAGCGAAGAAGAAGUUUGUCAUUCUACUCCAAUUCAAUGUUUUUCUAAUUCAGACUCUAACUUGACGUCAUUACAAAGUGGUGUUGGGCAUCAUCAUCAUCAUAUUAUGCAAAUGAAGACUUUACUAAGACCUGUAGUUCGUUAUAACUACAUUAUAAAUCAAAGAACCAUUACUCAUGGCCAAAAUUCACAAACAGGAGGAGAACAGCAGCAAAAGCCAAUACCCUCUUCUAGCGUCCUUAAAAGAACUCCAAAAGAUGAAAGCAGCAAAUGGAAAUUGAAAAUGUAUGGCUGGCAAAUACACAGUUAUGGUGGUGUGGAAGAGUUGCAAUUUACCGACAAAUUAAAAAUGCCACAACUAAAACAAGCCAAUGAAUGUCUGGUUAGAGUAACUACAACUACAGUCAAUCCCAUAGAUGUGGCCAUGUUAAAUGGUUAUGGAGCCACUGUUUUAAAUACCAUGCGUUGUCAGGGUAAUUCCAUAGAAUUUCCCUUGACUUUGGGUCGUGAAUUCUGUGGUAUUCUAGUGCAAAAAGGCAUGAAUGUGGAUAUACCCUUAGGGCAAAGAGUUUGGGGAGUGGUGCCCGUACAAAACACAAACGGAGCUCAUGCUGAGUAUGUAGCCGUAACCAAUCAAUGUCUUUCUCUAGCCCCUAAAAAUCUUAGUGAUGAAGAAGCAGCCUCAGUUCUAUAUGCUGGUCUUACCGCUUGGUCGGGUCUCUAUGUUACCGCCAAUAUAGGCGGUAUUUGUGGUGCCCUCACAGCCGAUGGUGGUGGUGGCCAAAAACGUAUUUUAGUUUUAGGCGGUUCUGGUAGUGUGGGUUCUUUGGCCAUACAAAUGCUUAAGGCUCAGGGCACACAAGUAGUAGCCACCUGUAGCGAAAAUGCCAAAGAACUGGUCAAGUCCCUAGGUAGCGAUGUUGUUAUAGAUUAUAACAAUCCCGAGGAAAUGUCUAAUUUGCGUUCCUUUGCUCUUUAUGAUGUUGUACUCGAUUGCAGUGGUCAGGGACCCCAGGGUGCAGAAUCCCUAAACUUUAACUAUAAACAAUAUGUAACCUUUUCAUCACCCCUUUUGAAAAAUAUCGAUAACAGCGGUUUGGGUUUGGGACUAUUGAAAAAUGUGGGCAGCAUAUUGGAAACUAACUUUAAAUCGGUAACCAAACAAAAUGGUUUAAUAAAAUGGGGUUUCUUCUCGCCCGCUCCUCAAGGUAUUGAAUUUCUAAAGAAAUUGGCCGAGCGUGAAAAGAUUUCUCCUUUAAUAGACAGUAGUUUUGAAUUUGAACAGUUGCCGGCAGCAUUUGAUAAAGUUAGCCAAGGUCAUUUGCGCGGAAAGGUUGUAGUUAAUAUUGAUUAAUGUUUAAUGUUUGUAUAAUUUAUGAUUUGUUAUGUUUAUUAAAUAUCGAAUUAAAUAAAUUAAAUUUGGUAAGAUAAA